Messenger RNA from Ambispora leptoticha, 1053 nucleotides. The record is from the annotation of a GenBank genome assembly. NCBI's taxonomy places the organism in Eukaryota, Fungi, Glomeromycota, Glomeromycetes, Archaeosporales, Ambisporaceae.
AUGACAGAGAAAACUCCAGAGGUUGGCUUUGGGACUACGGCUACCACAACGGCUACUACAGUGACGCCUUUAACCUCACCAGCUUUAGAGGCUGCUGCUGAGAACGGUAGUGAGAUUCACCACGUAUCCAAAAGACAAGCCAAAAAUUCCAGUAAAAUGGAAACAAUCAUCACAUCAUCUCCAUCUAUAUCAACGGCUACUGCUGCUCCUGUUGUAGUAAAAAAAGAAGUAGUAAUAACAACCGACGAAGUAGAUGUAGAAAUAGACCACUUGACAAUCCCAGUCAACAACAAUGGCAGAAAAAAUAGCCCUUCAUCAGCAUCAAUUGGAUCGCCAGAUUCAGAUGCAAAGGCUAUUGGAGUUCCGUCGUCUCCGUCAUCUUCAUCUUCAGCAUCUAAUUCGUCGCGCAGUAGUUCACCAACUACCAUGGUUAAAGAAAUAGCCACUACGGCGAUUAUUAAUCCACCAAAAAGAGGACGUGGACGACCACGAAAAGGUGAUACAAACGAAUCUGAUAAUCAUUCUCAAUCUACACUUAAACCACCUACGACGACGUUCGAUGCUAAUGACGACAGUAAUGAUGACUCGUCAACACGCAAACGUGGACUUCCUUCUAAAGAUUCUACACCAUUUGCACAAUUUGCGGCUGCUGCGACUGAUGGACGACCUCCAAAAAAUUCCGGUAUUGCUUCUGACACCGCCAACAAUAACAAAACCGCUACAGCAAAAUUAUCAUCAUCUGCUGUUAAUCCAAAGAAACGCGGACGUCCUCCAAAAGGUACUGCUACUAGUAAUACAAGUGAGAGAAAACGAGGUCGUCCCCGAAAGGAAGAAAUGGUAACUCGUAAUAGAGAAAGGAAAUCUCUAUAUAACUUAAAUCCGGACGGAUGGACAGUGGAAGAAGAUAGGACAUUGGUAGACAGUGUCCUUGAAAGUUUGGCUGUACCUCCGUGGGCUGAAAUUGCUAAACGCGUUCAAAAUCAUGAUGCUGCAAAAUGUUUUAACCGAUGGACAGCCUUGAAAAGGCGAUUAUACCGUGAAGAAGAUGGAUAA